Molecule: messenger RNA, 1584 nt
Organism: Fusarium vanettenii 77-13-4
Lineage: Eukaryota; Fungi; Ascomycota; Sordariomycetes; Hypocreales; Nectriaceae
Exons: 1
Coding region: 1-1584 (527 amino acids)
Biological process (GO): regulation of DNA-templated transcription
Molecular function (GO): DNA-binding transcription factor activity, RNA polymerase II-specific; zinc ion binding
Source: RefSeq, a predicted model, not a curated record
AUGCCUGCGUGUCAUGGGUGCCGAGUGCGCAAGGUCAAAUGUGACGACGGGCAGCCCUGCUCCCCAUGCCGGCAGUUCGACGUCCAGUGCGUUAGGUCCACGGGGCCGAGGAAGCGCAAGAACCCGCAGCGAGGCCGACUGGUGGCCCAGAUCAGGGGGGAGAAUCCCCUGCCGUCAUCGCCGACGUCCUCCGUGUCCCCAUCUUCCACGGCCGUCCAGCCCCCGACAUCGGGCCAUGAUUGGGCCGGAAAUGAUAGCAGUCCCGGGUCGCACUCGGGCCCGGCGUCCGAGGUCUACACGCCGGCCUUCUUCACCGCCCUACUACCAGAGUUUGAGAAGGUCGUCUACCCUUUCAGCCCCGCUGUCACUCCCGAGGACAUGGUCGCCGCUAUUUCCAUGAUGCACAGUAGUUCCGAGGACGCCGCCUUGGUCUACGCCUAUGGAGCCGUCACAACGUUUCUUUCUCAAACGGCAGACCACACGCAUGGGAGUGUGGCAGCGCAAAUAAACGACCUCAUUUACCAUGGCCUGGAAGCACAUCAUCGAGCUGGACUGGGCACACAUGUCACUGGGCGCUUAGAUGAAUUCCUGCCUGUGAGUAUCAAGCGCAUCAUGACAUGCAUCUACCUGGAGAUCGCCACCAUGGGCCUCAGCCGUCUCGACCGCAGCUUCAACUUUAUCCGCGAGGCCAUUGCAAUGGUCCAGACACUAGAGAUGCAUCAGCGGGACAUGCGGGACUCAAGUCAGCUGCCCUACGACCCAGUACGCUUUCAGCAAGUCUACUGGGAAGCUUAUAUCCAUGAGCGAUUCCUUGGCAUCUCUGGAUACCCAUGUAUUCUUCCUCCACUCCGGACAGGUCUUUCAACAUCAGACAGUUGCACGCCGGAACACAUCCGGGCCGGCUUCAAUUGCUUGAUAGAUCUCUUUCUGAUACUGGACGAGACAUUCCUCUCGUAUUGGCAAUCACAACGAGGGGCGAUAGGUGGACUUACGGUGCAAUGGAUCGAGAGCAAGCAGGUUCAGCUUGAUCAAGCUGAGAUGAACGCAGCAACCGCCGAGGCAAAGCUUAGCGGCUCUGGACAGCCUGGCUUCACAGAGCUACAACGGGCAGACCUGUUCAUCACCAGACUUUGGCUACGGACUUUACUCUGGCAACUCGCCCUCUCGCAGGGGCUGCUCCGGUCAGGGCCGUCAGAUAUGACACAUGAAGGACUAUCGCUGCAAUUCCCGGCAUCACGGCUGUCGAUCCAACUUCGAAACCUGGUCAGCCGGCUAAAUAGCAUCGUAAGUAUAGCGACACAAGGCAGCGGCAUCAUGCAGAAACUCUUUGAGAUUGCGAGUACCAUCGCCGACGUGCUUGCGCUACCGGCGUCAUCACACGACGAGUCAGAGGGCGGAUUCAAGUCACACGUCAAAGACUUUCUUUACGUGGUGAACUUUCUGCUCAACCUGGAUGGGAUGCGGGAGAAUCAGAGGGAGUACCUCCGAGAAAAGUAUGGCAUGCUACAACCGUUGCAUGAGAGGGAUGAGGUGGGCGGUGGUGGUGUGCUACCUCCUGUGGAGGAGGCGGGGAGGCUAUGUUGA